Messenger RNA from Paramuricea clavata, 4437 nucleotides. The record is from the annotation of a GenBank genome assembly. NCBI's taxonomy places the organism in Eukaryota, Metazoa, Cnidaria, Anthozoa, Malacalcyonacea, Plexauridae.
AUGAAGAUUACAGCGACCUUGGCUUGUGUCCUUUUCACUUUUGGAGUUCUCACAAUCUGCAAUGGCCGGAGUAUACGGUCCGCGGAGAAUAUGCCUCACGCGAAUGUGACGACGGAGGUGAAAAAGGUCGAAGACAUGUGAGUUCAAUUCUUCUUUUUAGAAACUAAACAAAAAAUUGUUUGAACUGAACCUUGAGAAUCUACAGAACUGCCUAUUUCAGGAGUUCAAAUACUGUUCAAAAAGAUACGUAAAACUACGAAGAAUUUGUAACUCUGUUAUCUUAUAUUGACUUAUAGUAAACCCUUUUUUGUUGUUGUGUCAAAUUUAAGAUACUUUCUCACAUGAAUCACCCCCAUUUCACCCAUUUUUUUUGGAUAACUAGAAGUAGUUUCAAUUUCUGAUUUUAUUUCUGAAAGUGUGAGUUCAAAUCCUGGCCGAACAUUUUUGUUAUAUUCCGUCUUUUCAGACAAAAUACGAUAUCCAGUUCCCUAAUAAUUAUAUGAUAUCACACGUUGAAUGAUAAUAUGUAGACUGUGGUACUUUAUAUUGUCUGUAUAUCAAUUCGCAUAAUUUGUGGAAUAGCUUUAUCGCAUUGAAACUUACAUAGAUUUAAAUUCUUUUUUCCGUAUUAUCAAAAUGUAUGAGCGCAUAUAAAUUCAGCCAACCAUGAGUUCAAAAUGUUAUUGCGUGCAUGAGUGAUUACACGCACAAUAUUAUAUUGCACAAUUUAACGCGUGUACACAACUACACACAGUAGUUGCUCAAUGUAUGCGUGCAUGCGGAAGCGAUUUCGGAUGGUUUUAUGGCGAAGUUGCGGGUUCGUCGGAGCAUGGAUGUUUUUGAAAUGGACUAAUAGAAAUCAGGUUGGUGCAAGUAUUUUUAUAGUAUUGAUAUAUUAUUUACUGAUUAUGAACGUCUACGGCUGGUUUAGGCUAUUAAAGUUUCUUGGAUCAAAGUAUGCAUAUAGUCUCCGACACAUGCCAACUUAGCGGAACUGACACAACUAGUAAAUCUCUUACAUUGGUGCGAAGUCUUCUCGUCAAUCUUGUGAUCACAGAAACUUUUAGAGCAUAAACCAGCCUAGUGAAGAUUGUUUUAGUAUCAGUUAUAUGUUUAGACGGAGUUUAGUGGGAUUUGAACUCGCAAUUUCGAAAUCACCAGUAAAUCUCUGUUCCUUAGAUCUGAAGUGAGGAUUACUGGCCAUCAUACAAUAUUUUGAAAGAUAGGGAACGUUUGUUGUUUGAAAGUAAAAUAUUUGACAAGAUAUGCCUUGCUAUGCAACAUUUACAUAAUAUUUCGUGCAAAGGUAUUUUCCAUGUUAUAUAGAAGUGUUUCUCCCGUUUCCUUGGCGAUGGUAUUUUGUAGUUAGGAGUUGCUAAUGAAGUUCGACCAAAUUGGUCUGUCACCUCAAAUAUGCAUGCUAAUUAAGAUUUGAUUCAACACAUGCAUUGUAAUACUGAUAUUAAAUUUGCUUUCCUGUGGAAUUAUGUCAUCUAUUUUGACAAUAUCUGUUACGCAAAUGUGUAGGUCCAUAUUUUGCAGUCGGAUUUGUAUUUCAAACGAAAAGUAACAAUCAUUUUAUCCCGCGAACAAUGUUUUAGCUUAAGUGCCAACAACAUAGAAAGGUUUUUUAAAGAAAGUUUUAGAAAAAUUUGCUUGCACAUGUAUUCUUGUUGGUAUUAUCUUUGAAACAGAUAGAUAAAGGCCAAAAAGAUUGUCUUAGUUGCCACCAGGUUGCUGAGAGAUCGGUGAAAUGAGGUUCUUUUGUUUCAAGGGUUGCUCCACCGCCUGUGACAACAGAGGCGGACACGAAUAUUGAUGCGGACAGUGACUUGGACGAAGAUGCGGACUUGGACGAAGAUGCGGACUUGGACGAAGAUGCGGACUUGGACGAAGAUGCGGACGUUGAAGAUGUGGAUGCAGAUAGUGAAAACGCUGCCGACGAUGCUGAUGAAGAUGGAGAAACAGAUGUUGAUUCUGACGGCGACGCUGAAGAGGAUGCAGAUCACGAUGACGUCGAUGACCUCGAUAAUAAUGAUGAUUAUGGUCACGAUGAUGUUGAUGAUGACGAUGAUGCUGGUGAUGAUGACGAUGAUGCUGGUGAUGAUGUCGAUGGUGAUGAUGCUGGUGAUGAUGCUGGUGAUGACGAUGAUGAUGAUGAUAAUGAUGAUGGUAAUGAUGAUGGUGAUGAUGGUAAUGAUGAUGACGACGACGAUGGUGAUGACGACGAUGAUGAUGAUGAUGAUGACGAUGUUGACGUUGUUGACGUUGUUGACGAUGACGACGAUGAUGACGAUGACGACGACGAUGACGACGAUGACGACGACGAUGACGACGAUGACGACGACGAUGACGACGAUGACGAUGACGAUGGCGACGAUGAUGAUGAUGAUAGCGAUGCUGAUGAUGCUAGCGAAGGACUGUUAUCGAACAGGUAGGUGCUGAUCCGUACUAUACCUAGUUCCUUUUCUUUCACGCUUUCAGGUAUCAUUCACAUGUGUGUGAUCUUACUCUGUAUCUUAAUAACAUUGUUGUUUUGUAUUAUGUAGUGAGGGAGUAGAAAUGGCCCCACCAAUGACGAACAACGCUGCUAAAGGUGACGCAGGCGUUCUUCAGUGGCUCAAGAGCAUCAUAAAGAAAGGUAAGAAUUUGCAUAGCUGAUAUUUAUCAUAUAUUGUUUGUAAUAGGAAUUUGAAAUUUGAAGUUCAUCUACUUUGAAAACCAUGUAAUAAUAUCAUCAUCACUGCUAAAGAUAAAAAGCCAUUUAACAUAUCUAUUUAAGUUUGACCUGAAUUCAAAAUUGAUUUUUGUAUUUUUCAAAUGUUUAGCAUUGGUUGGAAAGAAAUCUGGAGCUGGCCUUCUUGUAGAAGAACCAGACGAGGCUGAGCCGGCAGAACCUGCUGAACCGGCAGAAUUCGAACCGGCUGAACCGGCAGAAUUCGAACCGGCUGAACCCGGUGAUAUUGAAGGACCACGUAAGUUAUUAGUUUAGUUGUGUCUGUAUUUUUGCACUGCAUGCACGUAUCUAAUCCCUUUCUUACGACGUAUGAGUAUGAACAUAAAAUUUGCGGCGAGCAUGUAGACUCUUACCACUAAGUUAAACAUGGUCAGAUGGUGCAAAAAUUGUACAUAUCCUCAGAUGUGGAUUAUCCGACAUUUAGACUAGUGCCCAAUCGAGGAUGGAGCCAAUAAAAUCACCCAUUUAAUACUGCCUUCAUUUUUUGUUCAGUCUUAGAUCCUUGAGUUACCACUGAUAUCAUUGGGAAGACGAUCAAGACCGUUUCAUUAGCUUCACUGCUGGACAAUGCCAAGCUGAUGGAUCAAAUAAUAUAUAUUUAGCUUUUUAUUUAAGCAUAUGUGGCUUCAGUUAAUUUUGGGUUUCAUAGUUUGUAGUUUUGUAGCUAUUAAUAAUCGGGUUUAUUCUAUUUAAUAAUCGGGUUUAUUCUAUUUAAUAAUCGGGUGUAGUUGUACUUAAAGUUGUGAUUAUUAAAGUUUUUGAACUGACCUGGUUGUACAUGUGGUAAUAUUCUACAAAUUCGCUUAUGGUAUUUCUUAAUUUUUUGUUUGGAGUUGAUAUGCAGCAACUUUAUCAGUGAUGGCUCCCACGGAAAAACCUGGCUCGUAUCUGUUUAUUUUUCUGAGCUUAUCUGCUUAGCCAUUUUUAAAUAUGCCGUCAAUAUUUUUCUUCAGUGCUUUCAACUCCACAAAUUAUGCGUUUGAAUACAUACACUUUCAAAUUGCAGUAGUUUGCAUGUCAGUUGUAUUUAUUUGAUGGCGUACAUUCAACUAGCACAUCUGUACACAGGCUUCUUCAUUGGAAGAACAGGUUACCAUUGUGCAUAUUGUUAAUUUGCUUUUAAAAUUACUUUCAAAGAAAUGCUAUACCCGAGACGGGCGGCCAUGAAAAUGUAAAUAAUGCUGAGGGUGAAGCUGGUGGUGCUGAUAGUGCGUCAGAAAGUAACGCAGAUCAAGACGCCGAUGCUGGCGCCGAAGCCAACGAUGUAGCCGAUGAUGGAGCAGAUGAUGCAGCAGAUGACGAUGCAGGAGAUGACAAUGGAACCGAUGAUGCUGCCGAUGAUGAUGGAGCAGAUGAUGAUGCAGCAGAUGAUGAUGGUGGAGAUGAUGAUGGCGCCGAUGAUGAUGGCGCCGAUGAUGAUGGCGCCGAUGAUGAUGGUGCCGAUGAUGAUGAUGCCGAUGAUGAUGAUGCUGCUGAUGACGAUGGAGAUGAUAAUGGUGCCGAUGAUGAUGGCGCAGAUGACGAUGCUGCUGAUGAUGAUGGUGCCGACGAUGAUGAUGGUGCCGAUGAUGAUGAUGGUGCUGAUGAUGAUGAUGGAGAUGAUGAUGAUGGAGAUGAUGAUGAUGGUGCCGAUGAUGAUGAUGGUGCCGAUGAUGAUGAUGCCGAUGACGCUGAUGAUGAUGAUGGAGAUGAUGAUGAUG